ACGAUGCCCUAGCUCUCCAUUCAAGGCCACUCCACAAGGGGGAGUUCUAGAGCAAUUCGAUCAAAUAUUUGCCAUUUAUCCGCAAUCACACCACGCGUUUCUAUAGGAAAUCGAAAAAAAAAAUUCUAAAAAAUCAGCCCCAAAGAGUUCGCCAACUUUGGAAAAUUGUGUGUUCAUUGAAGUGAAAUAUGUCCUAAAUAAGUGCCUCAAUAGAAGAGGCGCAAGCAUACAACAAAUGGUGCUAAUAGUGAUUACGGUUUCUCUCUAUUUCUCUAUACUUGUUUCUCUUUAUUACUUGGAGGAAAAUAUGCUUUAAAUUCGAAAUGGUUUAUAACAAAAGAAGAAAAGAAACAAAGCAAAAAUCAUUGAAAUGGUGUAAAAGUGUUUACCACAGAAAAAGUUGUAACCUCUGAAAAAUAUAUUGAUUCCUUGGACACACCCAGUUUGUGCAUCUCGGGUCUUACUCUAUCUAUCUGCCUUUGAAAGUAUGGUGAAGGGUGUUAAGUACGCAUUUGUUUUUGUCCUGGCCACCACAUUUAAGGCAAAAAGUGCUGCUACUGAUGAUGAAAGUUAUGCUCAAAAUUUCUUAAAAAAAAAUAAAGAUUUUUCCUUUGCUAUUGUUAUGUUAUGUGACCUUUAAGAUGGCCUGGGCCGAACAAAGUUUGGCCUUAUUACGUCACUUCGACAUUUAGAAAUGACGUUUAAUUUUCUUGUUUGGUUUUUGUCAAUAGAGUUGCCAAAAGUGUAUUAAAUGUUCACUGUUUUUGUGCCAGAGAAGUGGAAAACUUUUGUGUUCCUUCCUCAUCUGCAGCUAUUGUGGAUUAUCAACAUCAUUAUCAUCCCCUUUUUUGCCUUAUCUAGAGGCGAGCAGCUCGUUUUUUCUAUCACUAGGACUUGAGGUGUUACUGGUAAAAAGACUUUGCUGUGAAACAGAAAGCAAGCAUUCUACAUUUUUUCCCGAAAAUGGAUUUAAAACUUAUGCCAACUUUAAAUGUCAUUGUCCUAGGCUAUUAUUGUGGUGCUAAACUUUAAGACAAACAAAAACUUUGAAAUAAUUCCGCGUUUUUAAAAACAGUGAAAAUUAAAUUUUGUGUGGUGUGAUUGCGUCGUAAAAGUGCUACAUAUUUGAUCGCCGCGUUCAUUACGAUUUUUUUUUUGUUUUUUUUUUUUUUUUAAUUCUUCCCAUUUUAUUUUGUUUUACCUUUCUCUCUUUGUCUUUGCAGGAUGUGAAAAUCACUAAUGAAAUCUCUCCAGGUUUUUAAUAGAAAUAAAUUAAGAUCUAAUCAAUCUCUGAGAAUACGUAAGAAAAAGAGAGAAAAAUGUGGAAAAUAUUAGUUUUACUGGAGAAAACUUGUGUUCUUUGAAAUAAUACAAAAAAUAAAAAUCAAGCUUCAAAUUAAUCAUAUUACAAAAUAAUUUAUAAAAAUAAUACAAAUAAAUUUCAAGUUAAAGUAUUUAAAGCAGCAUCAUAUGAAAAAUUUUGAAAAGUGGUUUGAAUAAAAUUAAAUAAAUAUCUCUAUAUAAAUAAAUGGCAAUUAGUUUUAAGGCUUCAAGCUAAAUAAAUAAAUAAAAUAAAUAAUAAUAUAAGUGUAUAAAAAAAAAAUCCCAUUGGAUAAAUCUGAAUGUAAAGUUUUCAAAAAAAAAAGCAAAAUAAUUACAAAAAAAAAAUAAUAUUCAAUAUUAAUAUGCUAAGGUGAGAAAUAUUGAUGGCAAAAAUACAUGAGUGUUAAAAAUUAUACGAAAAAAAAUCCAAAAAGCAGAGCAAAUGAAAAAAUUCAUUGAGAAAAUGUGUUGCUAUAACUAAAGUAACUCUUUGGUGGCAUUAAGUGAGGAGGGAUAUUUUUUUAAAAGGAUCCUCUCCCCUCUCCUUGAAGCAGCAGGUUACACAUGAGGAUUUUGUGAGGUCUUGCUUAGAAAAAGAAUAUAUAUAUUAUACAUAGUAUAAAAAUCAAUAAAACUUGUGCUUGUGGUGUUGUGUUGGGUGCACUUUUGAAACGCAUUAGCGAAUGCAAUGAUGAGGCUUGAUCGGCUAAUAGAGUAAAUAAUUUCUAUGAAUUUCGGCAUGAAAUGGAAGCAGCCAUACGUUCAUCAGUACAGGUUGGUGGUCCUCAGCAGCCACCUAAUGGUGGUCAAAGUCAGCAACAACAACAACAACAACAGCAGCAGCAGCAGCAACAACAGCAACUUCAGCAUCACCAACAUCAGCAACAACUUCAUCACCAUCAUCAUUUACAACAACAGCAACAGCAGCAGCAACAACAAAAACAGUCUGCUGAUAAUGGACCAACCUCCCAGCAGCAACAGCCACCGCCCACACAUCAUACACAACAUUCACAACAGUCCCAGCACCAGCAGCAGCAACAGCAACAACAACAGCAGCAGCAGCAACAACAACAGGCUGCUGCCAAUAUGUCAGCCUAUCAGCAACAACAGCGGUUACCAGCUGGUGCCUCACCAAUCCAUAGGCCAAUUGCCGACACCACGACGUCAUCGUAUACGAAGGGGAUUAGUGGAGGCCUGGGGCCACCGCAUCCCCAAAGUAUACAGCAACAACAGCAACAGUUACAUGCCCAACAAAUGCAGCAUCAUCAUCACCAGCAGCAAUUGCAUCAACAACAUCAGCAGCAUCAACAACAACAGCAGCAGCAACACCAACAGCAGCAGCAACACCAACAGCAGCAGCAUCAACAGCAGCAGCAGCAUCAACAGCAUCAACAGCAUCAACAGCAGCAGCAGCAUCAACAACAACAGCAGCAGCAGCAACAACAACAACAACAACAGCAGCAGCAUCAUCAUCAUCAACAGCAACAACAACAACAGCAGCAACAACAACAGCAAACCUCACGUUCGGCAGCUAGUCCCUUGUCUCCACCACGCCCAGGUCCCGGGUCACAAGCUGCAGCAAAUGCCUAUGCUAAAUUCAAUGAUGUCAGCGCUGUACGAGAAGCACCACAGCGCUUCAUUUUGCAGAGUCCUUAUGGCAUUGGUCCGGGCGCACAAUAUCGCGAAAGCCACUACACAAGAAUACCGGCAAUGUCAUCAGUACAUCAGGAUUAUCGUGUGGCAGCAAUGGCAGUUGCAGGCGGAGUUCCCCCUCCCGGCAGUGCUGGAGUGGUUCAGGGACCUCCACCGCCUACUGUUAGCAUUAGUGCUCCUCAUGGUCUGGAUACAUUGCAUUUUUCCCAUCCGCCUGCGACUCAUCAAACAGUAUCGACAGGGUCAACGCAAUUGCUUAGCAAUGCGCCAAGCUCUGCCACUGGAGCGAAUACAGGCCUGCCCGGAACCAGUUCACCCCACAAUGCCAAUAAUGUUGCCCAACCACAACAACCUCCACCGGUCAGUAGUGGCGGCAACAUAAUUUCUAGCGGUGGCAAACGUAUGCUUUUGUCAACUCAUCGACAGCAGCAACAAUAUUCCAAUGACUUCCUGCUUGGGAAUACUGUGUCUCUUUCACCUGCAGCUGUUGCUGCUGCAGUUGCUGCAGCAGGCGCCGUCAUGACAGUGAAUCGGCAUGGACAACCUCAGGCGCCUCCACCUGAACCGGGCGGACCACAGCCCUAUAAAAAGCUGAGACUGAGUGAUGCGAAUAGUGUCACUAAUUCUUCAAAUCACCUGCCACCAACAACACAUCAAGUACAGAAUGUCCAACCACCUCCGCCUAGUCAACAACAGCAACAUUCGCAGCAGCAGCAGCAUCAACAACAACAGCAACGCCAAUCCUCUCCGGCAGUCGGCAUAUCUGUUGCCCAAGCCGCUGCUGCAGCGAAUGCUAUGCGAGUUCAAGCUUCGGCUGCUCAUGUGGGGCAUACUUCGUUGCCUCCACAUACGCAUUUAUCGGUGCUGCCGCCCUCUCAUAUUCCCCCGCAACCACAACAGUCACAGCCACCAACGGCGCAACAACAACAAGCGCCACCUCAGGCGUCCUCCUUGUCGCAAAACCAACCUCAACAGCAAACACAGCCACCUUCAUCAUCAUCAUCAUCACUAUCUAUGCAACAGCUGAAAGUAGAAACUCAGCAACUGCCUCCGCCUGCCACAGCAGCUACACCGCCCAUCAACAGAGUUACUCCUACGUCACUUGCGAUAAAUAGUGCUUUAAAUGUUUUAACUAACUCAUCAUCUGCUGGUGCGGGGAAGUCCACAACUUCUUCCUCUUCCUCCUCCGUAUCUGCAUCGUCAAAUCCUGCUCUACCACCUUCUUUGCCCGCGACAGUUAGCACCAGCACAACGACAAGUAAUGCCCCGGUAACAUCGUCAUCAACCGAGGCUUACCAUCCACAAGUUGAAGCGAUAUCGCCGACUUUACCCGCUGACAAUGCAGAAGAACGAGGACGCACUGCCAAAGAAGAGCUAUUAAUGCAAAUACAAAAGGUGGACACAGAAAUAACUGGCGCCGAUAGUUCUUUAGAUACAUUGAGGAAGAAGGAGAAGAGCCUUCUAGAUGUGGCAGCUGCUGCCAAACAGCAGAAGGAGAAGGCCGAAGCAGCCAGAAGAAAGGCCCUUGCUGAUGCCGAAGAUGAUGCCGCCAAUUCAUGGCGUACCCAAACACUGGCCCAAAAAAUUUAUAUGGCGAACCGUAAAACGGCCGCUGCCCAACAUUCCAUACUUGACAGCUGCGGUGAACGCAACUUCUUACCGUUGUACAAUCAGCCCAUGGAUGUAGAACAUCUGGCGACUCUGUUACAGCGACAUCAAACGACUAUCAAAGGCCCACUACUGGAACAUGUUCGAAAAAUAAAGCAUGACAGAUGGCUGCACAAUACCAAGCUAGUGGAGACCUAUGCUCAAAUGUCAGCCGAAUGGCAAAAACGUGUAGACAAAUCGGAGGCAAGCGCCAAGCGCAAAGCUCGAGAAGCUAAAAAUCGUGAAUUUUUCGAAAAAGUCUUCACGGAAUUGCGCAAGCAACGCGAAGACAAGGAACGAUUUAAUCGUGUAGGAUCGCGUAUAAAAUCUGAAGCUGACUACGAGGAAAUCAUGGACGGCCUUCAGGAACAAGCCAUGGAGGUGAGAAAGAUGAGAUCGUACGCCAUUAUACCACCAAUUAUGCACGAUGCUCAUCAGCGUAAAUACGUAUACCACAACGAGAAUGGACUUAUCGAAGAUAUGAUUGCUGUACACAAAGAACGAGGAGCCCUCAACGUAUGGACAGCUGGAGAAAAAGAAAUUUUCAAAGAAAAAUUUCUCCAGCAUCCCAAAAACUUUGGAGCAAUUGCUGCCAGCCUAGAUCGAAAGUCAGCACAGGAUUGUGUUCGUUACUACUACCUCAGUAAGAAGACCGAAAACUACAAGCAGCUUUUGCGAAAAUCUCGUCAAAGAACCAGAGCCUCCAAGACUUUACAGAAGACCCAACAACAACAGACUCAGUGUAUUAUAGAUUCAUUGACGACGGGCGUAACAACUCGUCUGCAAAGGGAGCAACAGCAAAAAACUGGUGGCCGUUCGGCAGCUGCAGAAAGAGAACGAGAAAGGGCUGAAAGGGAGAAAGCGGCUGAGAAGGCUGCCGCAGAAGCGGCGAAAUCGAAUGUCUCGAAAACAACGGGAACGAAGAUUGAUCCAGUCACAUCAAACGCUGAAUCCGCCUCCACAACAGUGGCCGAUACUACCACUACCACCACUGCAACCACCACUAACAUGGAUGCAUCCAAGACCCACACUAGUAUUGGUGGUAGCAAAUCUACAGCUACAACGACUUCCACAUGUGCUGCAACGACAACGACAACAAGUUCAGCGGCAACGUCUGGGGGAGCCAAUAAAUCACCAGCAACUGAUAAAAAUUCCUCAUCUGAUGAAGCAACAACUGAUACAGCUUCUGCCGGUACAGCUGUCAAAACGAAAUCCUCUGCCGAAUGUUCGAGCAAGGAGGAUGAAACAAAGUUAUCGGACUCUGGGGAUGCAAAAGAGGACAAGAAAUCAAGUGAUGCCAACAGUAAACCUGGUACUUGCGACCAAUUGUCCACGGCAGCUGCCACAAAUAACACCGCAAAUAGCAGUAGCAGUACAAAUGCAAAAUCGGACGGUAAUGCCACUUCUGCUGCUGCGACAAAUGCAUCGACGUCGCCCUCAACGACUGCUGUAACAAAUACAAGUUCAAAUCAUCCGCCCCUUUCGACGCCAAACGGCAUCAAAGCUUCUUAUGCCGCUGCCUUGGCGGCACAAAUUGCUACCUCCACUCCCGUAUUGGCAACGACAUCCUCCAGCUCCUCGGCGACAACAACGGCACCGGCGACAUCUUCGGCGGACAACGAAGAGAAGUCGACCAUGGGCAAUGAGAAACUACCGUCUGCCAGUGGCAAUAUAAACGCAAGUAAUGCGUCCACCACCACCGCUUCUGGAGGUUCAAUGGAGGCGAGCGGCAAUAAAAUCGGCACCACAUCCAGUAAUGUUACAACACCGACUACCUCAACGACAGCAGGCAAUUUCUUAGGCCAAAAGCUAAAAGUGGCACAGGUCGAAAGUCUUAUUGGUGCUGCUGCAACUGCUGCUAAUGCUACUUCAACAACAAUAACAACAAACAAUGACUGCAACUCAGAUGUUAGUGAUCCCAAAAAGAAGCGUCUUGAUAUGGACGGUUCGACGAGUAUAUCCAAUACAAAUGCAAACAAUAACACCAGCACCGUCAUUAGUCAUCAACAGCAACAACCUCUGUCUAAUUCUAAUAAUACUACAAGUACAAGUAGUAAUCCUGCCAAUUGUAAUAACAAUGCCAACAAUGCAAAUGAUAUUGCAGCUAUCGGAGCUGCAGAGCGCUCCUCUACGGCGAAUCUGUUAGCAACAGCUGUAGUUACAACAAAAUCGAAUGUGACGGUAACGGUGCAUGGUGCAUCUACCGUGACAUCUUCCGUCGUAUCAUCGAGUACAUCCACUUCCACCACAUUGUCAUCGGUAGCAAAUGUAGCUGCCACCACAGCAACGAUAUCGCUGGUUGGCGAUACAAAUGUAAUGGAUAGUAAAGAUAAACUUGCAACAUGUUUCGUUUGUAAAGCCGAAAACUGCCCACGCACCCGCCCACUCAAAAAGGGCCGUGGCCAACAGUAUGGCAUUGCCGAUGACACCAUACCUGUGGGAGCACGAGUCUGUAAUACAUGCCAAUGCAAAUCGGUACGCACUCGUUAUCCAAAUUGUCCUCUGCCAACAUGUCCCAAUCCCAAAGAUCGUGCCAAACGUUUGCAUAACAUACCAGCCCGGCUCUAUGAACUGGCACCCGAUGUACGCGAUCCCAUCGUGCAAGAGUUUCAAAUACCUGCCCAAGCAACGCGUUGCUGUUCGGCUUGCCUCAUGCGCAUACGGCGUAAAUUGGAUCCGCAUAUUAAUUUGACAGACGAAGAGCGUCGCACGGAUGGCGAUGAAUCCGAUGUUAGCACCUCGUCAUGUGAUGAGCGUGAACCGGGUGGUAGCGAUACCGCAUCGGUGGAGAGUCCCGAAAAUCCACAGCGUCAUAAUUCUCUCACCAAGGAUCUCGCUGCGCAAAAAUCUUCCGCGCAAAUGAUGGGCAUCAUGCAGCCGGUGGUGAGUGGUGGCAUGACGAUUGUUGGUAGUCGUACAAAUAGUGCCAAUGCUCCGGACACUACAUCAUCAUCUGUGGUUGGUGCUGCCGCUGCCAGUGGUGUCAACGUCGGAGUCGGUGUUAGUGGCGUUCAACAGUCUGCGCCAAUUAUCAAAGCCGACGAACGUUUGUUGCCUCCAUUGGGCCAUGCACCCAAGAAACAAAAGACUUCCGAGGAAUAUGACUCCUCGGCCACAGAAACCGCCGAUGAAGAGAAUGAAAAUUCUCCAGCCAAUCGUCAAAGUCCAAAAGUGAUAUUGAAUAGUACGAAUAGUAGUAACAGCAGUUCAGUAGUUGUGUCAACAGCGGCAACCGGUCUAGCACCGCCAACAAAUGCAGCAGUAAACGGCCCCAUGCCACAAUCAACGGCUUCCGAUUUACAAUCCUUUUUAGACACCGUCAUUGAGCGUUCUCUUAAGCAGACUAAACCGCCUCCAACUAAACCAACUAACCAAAAUCAAUCUAACCAGCAGCAUAAUGCUACCAUGUCUAAGCAACAGCAACAGCAGCAACAGCAGCAGCAGCAGCAGCAGCAGCAACAACAACAACAACAGCAGCAACAACAGCCUCCCAUGAGGUUGUCUGUUGAUUCUUCUCCCAACAACAAUACUAAUAACAAUAACAACAACAAUAGGCGCAAUGAUAUCAUAAGUAGUAGUAGUAGUAGUAGUACCAUCAACAAUAGCAGUAGCAGUAGCAACAACAGUAGCUCCAACAAUAACAAUUCCAACAAUGAUGUAAUGCUAGUUAGGGAAUAUCGCAAUGAUGGGUCCAUCAAACAUCAACCUCAGGCUCAUGGACAACCCAUUGGAUUGGGCGGAGGUAGUGGUGUUUCUGGCGGCGUGUCAUCGGUGAAUUCUGUGCAAAAUCUUAAUGUACGACAAUCUCAGGCACAGCAGCAGCAGCAGCAGCAGCAGCAACAGCAGCAAGUAAGUUCGAAUGCCUCAGUAGGGCCACCACUACAUCCAGAGAAUUUGGCUACGUUGUCGGUGGUGAACUCUUAUAUACCGGGGCAGCAUUUAAUGCCUGGAGCCGCCAGCAUAUUGCAUCAUCAGCAGCAACAUGAAAUCAAGGCUACCAUUACACCAGUACUAAAGUCUGGAAAAACAUCGACACCACCACAUGUGGUGGGCCCUCCUCCGCCAGACACAAUUAUUUAUCCCUCUCGCAACAACGAACCGGAGCCACAGACUUUGGAUUUGUCCAUUAAGAAGCCCUCCCGGGAUGGUCCUUCUCCUCACAACUCCUCUUCGCUGAACACAUCGUCAUCUUCGUCUUCUGUGAGUGACAGUGGCGGUGUGUCUCGCCAUCAGCAGCCACCUCCAAGUUCGUCGGUCAAGCAUGUGGGCAAUGCUGCUAGUAUGUAUCGUGGCUCAGAACCCACUUCGCUCAUCGGAGUUCCGCCCAAUCACACGUACCUUUAUCAUCCCCAUUCAGCAAAUGUGGGAGUGGGCAAAGUGCCACCACCAGGAUCUCUUUAUGUGUCACAAGUACCUGUCCCUAUGUCCAUAACACAACCGCCACCUGGUGUGUCAGUUAGUGGCGGUUCGGGACGAGGUGGUCCGCAAUCUCAAGCACCUUCUUCGCAGCCACCUCCGUCGCAUAUGCAAAUGUCGGGCCAACAUAAUAAAGGCAUGAGUGGUGUAAACAAGAUGCCACCCAAGCUAAGUCCACAGCUAAUACCACCCAGUUCGCAUGGGCAGGCACCGUCGCCGUCGCAGCAGCAACUAUUGGUUGGACCAAAGGGAUCAAUUACGCACGGUACUCCUGUCAAUAAUGCCGCUCAACAAAUCAUAGUGCAUUCGGCUACAGCUGGAGCCACGCUGAGUCCUAAAUUUGAUAAUUUACUGCGACAAACCCCUCCAUCUGGUGCUGGUCCUACGGAAAGCAAUAAAUUGGGCUCCAUAACCCAAGGAACUCCAAUACAUCUGCCAGCUCAUCUAGACAACAAAAGGCCAUAUGAAUAUGCCUACAAGUCAACGCAGCGCCAAAGUCCAGCCCAACAGCACCAUCCUCCACCGUCGCAGCAGCAGUCAUCGCCACAGGCGCCCCCACAAAAUGCCUACGGUGUUGGAAAUUACUCGAGAACUCCCUACACCGUGGAAACACCUCCUGUGUUGAGUACACGGCAGAUUGUCUUGCAUGACUACAUUACUUCGCAACAGAUGCAGGGACAGCAGCAACGUAAUGUGCCUCGAAGUGGAAGUGCAAAUUCUGGCGGGGCACCAGGAUCGGGUAAGGAAUCGCCAUCUCCGCGCAAUAGUACCACUGGAAUGGUUUACUACGAGAAGGAUAGGGGUCGGCCCGAGUAUACUAGCCGAGCUUCUCCUGCAGAACACAGCAACAGUACACCUAGCCCACAUCGUACCCCGCCACCACCUAGACAGGGUGUAAUCCAACGCCACAAUACGGGCGGCUCCAAACCACCAUCACCGGCAGCACCACCCCAAGGUCGGAUGCAUGUUGUGAUGGCACACAAUUAUCCGCCAGCCGGUCACGAUGCGUUCUCGUCAUUCGUAGAUCUGGCGGUACAGCAACCACAAUUGCCAGUGCCCUCCCAAAAAGACGAGAAAUCAUCCUCGUCAUCUUCUGGUUCAUCGGGACCACCGCCCCAGUCAUCUGCUCAACCGCAACAGCCACCGCCUCCCACGCAUCACGAUACCAUUCGUUAUCGUGACCACAUGGUCGCUUUGCACCAACAUCAACAACAACAAGCUAUUGCUGCCCACCAACAGCAAGCUGCAGUCGCAGCCGCCCAACAACAUCAGUUUAGGCAGCAGGCCGACAUGCAACGCCGCUAUGAUCAGGCCAAGCGUAUGCAUAUUGAGCGAGACCAGCAGAAACGCCAGGAACGAUUGCAAGAGCGGUUAGAACGUGAUCGUGAGCAGCGGGAUCGUGAUAGAGAACGAGAGCGUGAACGCGAUCGUGAAAGAGACCGUGAGCGAAGGGAGCAGGAACGUGCCGCCGAAGAACGAGAACGCGAUGGUCGACGCAUGGAACGAAUUUAUGCUGGCAAUACAGCAACUGCCGCUGCCGUUGCCGCAGCUACGGCCGCAGGUUCCCAUUACAUACGUGGCCCACCGGACUCGGGACCUCCACGAUCGAUUCCCGAUCGUGAGAGAGAUGCAUACCAUAGACCUAGCCACGCUGGACAACAAUCCACUGAGAGAAUACUUUCCGCCCAGAACAUAAUCGAUGCGAUUAUAAUAAGCCAGAUAAGCCAGACCAGCACGGAUCCCAACAAAAUGACCUCUAAUCGCGAGAUAUCGAGAAGUGCAUUUUACAAUUCACGAGAUAUUGGAGCACCACCUCCUCGACAUGCUUCAAAUGUCACUAUAUCCUCAUUACAAGCAUCGGAAAAUAAUGGCAAAUCUUCGUCCCCUAAUGUAAUAAACAUCGAGUUGGACAACGAUCGCACUAGUGUUGGGUCGUCCUCUUCAGGUGGUGGAGGUAGCGCUGCUGGUCAACAUGAGCCAGGACAGCCUGGUCAUAAUAUGCGCGGGGGCGUGCCGCAACCACCACCAACGUCACAGGUCCCUCCUCCCACCCAGUCUUCACAGAUGCGUACGAAAAAUAUUACAUUCGGCGAAUUGACCGAUACAAUUAUUACCAAUGAUUAUGGCCCCAAUCCCAUGCAUAUGCGGGCUUUACAUCAACAAAAUUAUUUGGCAUAUAUGCCAGAUCCGCAGGGUAUAGUAACACCGGAUAGAUGGAAAAUGAAUAGACGUGUGCUGAAAGAGGCUGAAGCAGCGGCAGCUGUAGCUGCCUCAAAGGGGGGACCACCAAAUCCGCAAACCAGUGUGAAUUCCAGUUCUGGCCCUGGUACCCCAACGAACACCAUGGGACGCUCCAAUACGCCUGGUGAUGAUCGAAGCAUCAUUCGCAUGCCUCAAGCUGUUAGUCCUCGAAAAUAUAUGCCCGAAUUUACGAUGCCAACACACGAAUAUCAUUACCAACAACAGCAGCAGCAGCAACAACAACAACAACAGCAACAACAUGGGGCUCCACCCCCACCGGGAUCCUCGCAUAGUUCGAACCUAAUGAGACAGCCACCGUAUGAUUCAGGGCCCGGUGGGCCAUCGUCCAGUUCAUCAUCGGCGGGUGGGCCGCAAGUUGUACAAAAUCACAGUUUCGACACCAUGAAGUAUGUGCAGAAUCGCAUUGUGGAGGUUAUGAGAACAGAAGAUGACCAUCGGGCGGGCGGUGUUGCUGGCAGUGGAGGCGGCGGUAUGACUUCGGUUAACGAUCAUGACCAUCAUCACAACGAUCACCGUCUCAAGGAGAGUCAUGAGCCACGCAAGACUCCAAAUCAAUACGAUGACAGAGAUGGUGGCAGACGAUCGGCCAAUAGUGAUUCUUCACAUCCAUCUAGUAUGGGGGGACCGGGUGGUGUUACCUAUCAACAGACGCCGGUGACAACCUUCGCAGCUACCACAUACGCUUAUCCAUACAGUGCAUUGAAUGUACCAAGUUCUGCAGGAGGUUUGCCACCACCACCACAAAUGAGUCUAAAUGCUGCCCAUCAAAUGCAAGGUGGUAGCGGUGGUGCAGCUGGGGCCCACAAACAACCAUCACAUAUUUUACACGGUGGCAGUGUGCAUGAUGCGGGUGGUCCCAAUUCCGUGGUGAGCACAACAUCAGGCAGUGGCGGCAACAGUGGAAAUGUGGGUGGCGGUGGUGGUGGUGGUGUUGGUGGGGGAGUACCCGGAGGCUCUGCCAAUGAGCCCAAACCUUUACUAUCGGCUCAGUACGAGGCACUGAGUGAUGAAGAUUAGUUGUGACUUCAGGCGUCUGC
Messenger RNA from Stomoxys calcitrans (stable fly), 12338 nucleotides. RefSeq lists its product as uncharacterized. Bases 2068 to 12318 code for a protein of 3416 amino acids. Lineage: Eukaryota; Metazoa; Arthropoda; Insecta; Diptera; Muscidae. Gene Ontology annotation, biological process: regulation of transcription by RNA polymerase II. The record is from RefSeq and is a predicted model, not a curated record. The transcript is spliced from 9 exons.